UUUCAAAAUGUUAAAUCGAUUAUUUAUUUAUAAUUCACCAUCAUCAUUGUACAAUCAAUUCAUACGACCAUUGACAUUGUCAGGUAUUCAAUUACGAUCGGUUUCACAAUCAUCAUCAUCAUCAUCAACAACAUCUCCAGGUGUUGAACUUCAAACACGAAUCAACGAAUUAUUGAAUAAAUCAUUUCCAGAUGCACAGGAAAUUAUUGUUAAAGAUAUAAGCGGUGGUUGUGGUUCAAUGUUUGAAGUAUAUGUUGCAUCUAUGGAUUUUCAAGGAAUGUCCAAAGUGAAACAACAUUUAACCGUUUCCAAUAUUUUAAAAAAUGAAAUUCGAGAUAUGCACGGAAUACGGAUAUUCACCGAAGUGCCACCGAAAUCCGAUCUAUGAUUUUAUUUAAAUUUUAACGAAAAAAAAAAUCCACUGACCAACCAACGAAACGGAGCCUGGUUUUUUUCAAUGCUCAAAUAAUAAAAACAGAUUAAUUUUUUUUCCUUUUCCGAUCGAAUUUAUCCACAUCCCAUUUUCAAACAAAAAUAAUAUAUAGCUGUGAUGAUUAGUAAAUGUGGAUUUGCUUGAAUGAAAAAUGAAAGUAUACUUGCUAUUUUUAAAUUAAUAAAUCAAUAAAUGUUCAACCGGUAAA
Dermatophagoides farinae (American house dust mite) is the source of this 641-nucleotide messenger RNA. Its product is annotated as bolA-like protein 3. The record is from RefSeq and is a predicted model, not a curated record. Gene Ontology annotation, cellular component: mitochondrial matrix. Lineage: Eukaryota; Metazoa; Arthropoda; Arachnida; Sarcoptiformes; Pyroglyphidae.